Molecule: messenger RNA, 1344 nt
Organism: Trifolium pratense (red clover)
Lineage: Eukaryota; Viridiplantae; Streptophyta; Magnoliopsida; Fabales; Fabaceae
Product: thermospermine synthase ACAULIS5-like
Exons: 10
Coding region: 101-1105 (334 amino acids)
Biological process (GO): polyamine biosynthetic process
Molecular function (GO): thermospermine synthase activity
Source: RefSeq, a predicted model, not a curated record
UUGCCACAUCCCACAAUCCACAAUCCACAUUGCACUUUGCACCCACAUCUUUCAUACCAUUGUCGUUUGUUUUAUUUUUUCUUCCUAAUUUUUAACAACCAUGGGAGAGGCUCCAGAAGUGUUGUAUGUUAAUGGUUCCUCAAAAGUUGUUCCUGAAACUCAACAAAACCAUGUCAACAACGUUGUUGGUUCUGAUACAUGGUAUGAGGAAGUCAUCGAUGAUGAUCUCAAAUGGUCUUUUAAACUUAACAGUGUGCUCCAUAAAGCCAUUAGUGAAUACCAGGACAUUGCUCUCUUAGAUACAAAGCGUUUUGGAAAGGCCUUGGUGCUUGAUGGGAAGAUGCAGAGUGCUGAAGCAGAUGAAUUCAUUUAUCAUGAAUGCUUGAUUCAUCCUCCUCUUUUAUGCCAUCCCAACCCAAAGACAGUGUUUAUAAUGGGAGGUGGUGAAGGUUCUGCAGCUAGAGAAGCUCUCAAACACAAGUCAAUAGACAAAGUUGUUAUGUGUGAUAUUGACAAGGAGGUGGUAGAUUUCUGCCGAAAAUACCUGGUUGCUAAUAAGGAGGCAUUUGCUAAUAAGAAGCUCGACCUUGUCAUCAACUGUGCCAAGGCUGAAUUAGAGAAGAGAAAGGAGAAGUAUGAUGUGAUUGUUGGAGAUUUAGCUGACCCACUUGAAGAUGGGCCUUGUUAUCAACUCUACACUAAGGACUUCUAUGAGAAAGUUGUGAAGCCCAAACUCACUAAAAAUGGCAUUUUUGUCACACAGGCUGGACCAGCAGGUAUCUUCUCACACAAAGAGGUUUUCACCUCUAUACACAACACUGUAAAACAGGUCUUCAAAUAUGUGGUGGCAUACUCUACUCAUGUACCAUCAUUUGCUGAUUCAUGGGGAUGGGUUAUGGCUUCAGACAAACCAAUAUUGAUUGAUGCUGUUGAAAUGGACAAAAGAAUUGAAGCAAGAAUUGAUGGAAAAUUGCUCUAUCUAGAUGGUGUUUGGUUCCAUUCAUCUACCAUCAUGAACAAGGCUGUGUCCAAAUCGCUGCAGAAUGAAACUCAUGUGUACACUGAAGAUAAUGCUAGAUUUAUUCCUGGACAUGGCAUACUCUAAAGGAAGGGAAAUUACUCUUUGCAUGCUCUCACCUUAGUCCAGAUUUGACUUUAAAGUUAAUCUUUAGGACAAUUCAAUUUAUGUAAUACAUGCAUGUUUCAUUGGAUUUGCAUAUGGUGUUAGAGUUUGAUGUAUAUCUUAGAACAAUAAGCAUGAACACAAAGUUACGUAGACUAAAUAAUUCAAUAAAGUAUUUCCCAAUUAUUUCAUCAACUUUGGUAUGAUUGGGUUACAUUCAA